AUGGCAAGUAAUACUGUUGGUAACUCCACCAACACUGCCACCAUUGCCUUUGCGGUUGGUGCUGUGGUGGCUUCCACCAUCUGGCUAGCUACCUCCAAGCAGAAGAAAAAGCCGCUCCAUGUUUCCUACAACAAACCCAAGCUUCAUUGGGCUUUUCACAUUCUUGCCGCACUUCCAACUUCCAUGAGGCGUAAAAUGCUCCUCCAAGGCGCCGCUCCCAAGCCUCCCAUGGAUGUCGUCUCUCUUGGCAGUAGCAUGGAUGAUGAUACUACUACUAAUAGUAUUGGCAGCAGUCCGUACAUGGAAAAGAAGGAACUGGUGCCUGGAAAACUCUGGAGGGUCCGAUACCAAUUUGCCCGUGAUCUCAACAUGAUGGGAAUCUACAAGAGCAUGUUUGGCUGGGACUUGUUGGAUACCGAGACCUUGCUGAAACAAGUACCCAACAAUGAUGAGAAGAUCAAGGAGCAGUUGAAACAGAUCAUUCAAGACUUGGCGGCUCUGCAAGACAGUAUUGGUAAGGACGACGACGCAGUCACGCAAGCCAAAAAAGUGCUACAAGCAGGACUCUACGAAACGCAGGAUAUGCUGGUGGUGAAACUCGACAAUACUGAUGGUGGGUUGCUCUUGUACAAUCCCUGUCGGAUGCACGAGGAAAUGAUACAGUACCUUCACACAUUGGGCUCUUCCGUCGACUACAUUGUCUCUGGGAGUUCCAGCCACACAAAUCAACUACCACAGGCCAUGGCGGCAUUCCCAUCCGCCAAACUCAUUUGUGCUGGCGUGGCACACGAAAAGUGUUUGGCGGCAGGAAUGGCGACGACGACAUCCGCCAUUAUUUAUACCGAUGGAUUCCAGGCAGCCGCCGCCGAGCUGGCCCCGUUGGGCGUGCAACCGGUACACAUUGUGGGAGACACGUUUACGCAGAGUCUCGUGCUGGUGGCGCAUGGUCAUUUGUUGGACGUCGAUCUAUCUACCUAUGGGAACGGUUACAGAUACUUGCAUAUUAGUGAUGAUGACUGGAACAACACGGACGAUCGACGAUUGUCCAUGGGGUAUUUCCGAUUGUUAUACUAUGCAUCUGUGGCCAAUGGAACCGUGGCCAAAGGGUACUUGCCCGACUUUCGGGUCCUCGGCUGCGAUCCAACUUCGAUUUUCCACAAACUCAUGCCAGAGGAACCCGAGCCAGAUGGAUCGUCUUGUGUUGCCAUGGCCCAGUCGUUGCGGAAUCUGCUGACAAAUGUCAAGUUUGACUUUGUCGACAAUGUUCACUCGAGCCUGGAAGAUGCUUGUCCGGCGGAUGAAUUCAAACAAGCUGUGAAUGGAUGCUGGUCAUGGUUGGAUGGGAAGAGUCUCUUGGAAGCGUAG
This is a messenger RNA of Seminavis robusta, 1365 nucleotides long. The record is from the annotation of a GenBank genome assembly. NCBI's taxonomy places the organism in Eukaryota, Bacillariophyta, Bacillariophyceae, Naviculales, Naviculaceae.